AUGGACUUUCAAUUCCACCCCGGUGUCAAUGGCUCCGACCCUUAUGUCGACUUCUAUCCUUACACACCCUCCGCGACAGCCGGGUACGCCUUCAUGGCCAUUUUCGGCAUUGCGACCCUUGUCCACUUCGUCAUGAUGUUUCCUUACCGCGCCGCAUACUUCAUACCGCUAGUUAUCGGGGGAAUAUGUGAAACCUUCGGCUAUUAUGGCCGUGCCUGGUCCCAUCAAGGCCGGACGCUCAUCGGUCCCUGGGCCUUGCAGGAGAUGCUCAUCCUCUGCGCGCCGCCAUUCAUCGCCGCCACCAUCUACAUGAUCCUCGGACGCAUGAUCGUGGCUUUCGCUGCCGAACACCACUCCGUCAUCCGCCCCAAAUGGCUCACCAAGAUCUUCGUCCUCAACGAUGUCAUCUGCUUUCUAACGCAGAUUGGCGGUGCCGGGGUGCAAGUCACCGGCGACGAGCAUCUCAUGAAAACGGGUAUCAAAGCCGUCCUGGCAGGAUUAAUAUUCUCUCUGGUGAUAUUUCUAUUGUUUGUGUGGGUUGCUAUUGUUUUUCAUCUGCGGUUGAGUCGCGAGCCGACGUGGGUGGUCAAUGAGAAUCCGUGGUUGAUGGGUGGAUGGAAGAGAUAUAUGUGGGCGUUGUAUGUGGCGUGUGGGGCCUUGAUGCUGAGAAACUUGGUCAGGACGGUGCAGUUUGGAGCCAAUGAGACGUCCCCUUUGAACACUCAGGAGGUCUAUAUUUAUGUCUUUGAUGCCGCGUUGAUGUUUGUUUCUAUGGCCGUGUUGGCAGUUUAUCAUCCGGGAACGAUGAUUAAGAAGGCGAGAAGGACCAAGGAGGCGGCGGAGUAUUGCCAGCCCAUGACGGAUAUCGGGGAUGAGGAGGGGGGGAAAUAA
This is a messenger RNA of Aspergillus neoniger CBS 115656, 891 nucleotides long. RefSeq names its product RTA1 domain-containing protein. The coding region runs from base 1 to 891 and encodes 296 amino acids. NCBI's taxonomy places the organism in Eukaryota, Fungi, Ascomycota, Eurotiomycetes, Eurotiales, Aspergillaceae. Gene Ontology annotation, cellular component: membrane. The transcript is spliced from 2 exons. The record is from RefSeq and is a predicted model, not a curated record.